This is a messenger RNA of Darwinula stevensoni, 1836 nucleotides long. The record is from the annotation of a GenBank genome assembly. Lineage: Eukaryota; Metazoa; Arthropoda; Ostracoda; Podocopida; Darwinulidae.
AUGGCAAUGGUGAAGCUACACCGUGCAAAAAGCGUGAGGAAUUCCUAUCGAGAAGCCGGCACAUUAGAGGAACUCCAACGUCAGGAAGAAGAUUCAACGGGAACAUCCGCGGAACCGCUCUCCAAUUACCUUGAUGCGAGCCCCUGCUUCGUUUAUCAUAUCUUUCCCUUCGGGAAUCAAGGCCAGAACAAUUUAUCAUUCUAUUAUGACGCAUCUUUUCAGGCUCAGUAUUACGGGACAAUAUGGAUCGGGAGUCCACCCCAGUCAUUUCAAGUUGUCUUUGACACUGGGUCGGCCAAUCUCUGGGUCCCUUCUAAGAAGUGCUUCCUCGUUGAUCUUGCAUGCUGGUUUCAUAACAGAUAUGAUAGCUUCAUGUCCUACACCCACGAAAAGAAUGGAAAGAAAUUUUCCAUCUCGUACGGAACUGGAAGCAUGAAAGGUUUCCUGUCUGCUGACACCGUCACGGUUAGUGAUAUAGCCGUGGAAGGACAAACAUUUGCAGAAGCCAUGAUCCAGCCAGGUUUGACUUUCGUGUUUGCUAAAUUUGAUGGUAUUCUAGGAAUGGGAUACUCCACGAUAUCCGUGAAAAACGUGCCAACUGUGUUUGAGAACAUGGUGAAACAGCAACUCCUUCCGAAACCUGUAUUUUCCUUCUACCUCAAUCGUGACCCUUCGGCCGCGGAAGGUGGAGAAUUGAUUCUAGGUGGCUCUGACCCAAAAUACUACAACGGCUCCCUUACUUACGUGCCUGUCUCGCGUAAGGGUUAUUGGCAGUUCACGAUGGACAAUGUGAAAGUGGAUGAAGAUGAUGUUUACUGCCAUAAGGGAUGCGAGGCUAUUGCCGACACUGGCACAUCUCUCAUCACUGGCCCCAGCAGUGAAAUUACUGCCCUCAUUAGAAGGAUUGGAGGCCGCUCAAUCGGAGGAGGAGAAUAUGUGUACAAAAUCCCAGGUGUCACAAUUCGGCCGUACCACCUGCCUCUUGGGUUUCUCUGGGCUAAAUAUUCCUUCACCGUCCGGUCCACUGUGGAUUCUUGGGUGAAGCUCCACCGUACUAAGAGCGUGAGGAAUUCCUAUCGAGAAGCCGGCAUAUUAGAGGAACUCCAACGUCAGGAAGAAGAUUCAACGGGAACAACCGCGGAACCGCUCUCCAAUUUCCUCGAUGCGGAGUAUUACGGGGUCAUUGGGAUCGGGAGUCCACCCCAGUCAUUCCAAGUUAUCUUUGACACUGGGUCAGCCAAUCUCUCGUUCCCUUCUAAGAAGUGCUUCCUUUUCGACCUUGCAUGCUGGUUUCAUAAUAGAUAUGAUGGCUUUAAGUCCAAGACACACGCAAAGAAUGGAAGGAAAUUUUCAAUCUCGUAUGGGACUGGAAGUCUGAAGGGCUUCUUUGACCCCUUGGCCGCGGAAGGUGGAGAAUUGAUUCUAGGAGGCUCUGACCCAAAAUACUACAAAGGCUCUCUUACCUACGUCUCUGUGACCCAAAAGGGUUAUUGGCAGUUCAAGAUGGACAAGAUCCUGUCUGGUCUUGUGAGCAGAGUGAAAGUGGGUGAAGGCGAAACAUACUGCCCCGAUGGAUGCGAGGCUAUUGCCGACACUGGCACAUCUCUCAUCACUGGCCCCAGCAGUGAAAUAACUGCCCUCAGUGGGAAACUUGGAGGACGCCUAAUCAGUGGUGGAGAAUAUGAGGUGCCCUAUAGUGGCAGUACCAUCUGUCUCUUGGGUUUCUCUGGGUUCGAUAUUCCACCACCGGCUGGUCCACUCUGGAUUCUUGGUGACGUUUUUAUUGGAAAGUUCUACACAGAAUUCGACAUGGGAAAUGAUCGCAUCGGUUUUGCG